GCAGCGACAGAGAGAGGCACAAGCACCGCGGGGCUUCUGCGCCGAAUCAAAAUAAUACGGAUAAAAGAGGAACGAAGUGAGAAGUUAACUAACAACAUGAAGUUACUCAUCUUCUUCGCAGUAACCCUGGGCACACUUGUCACGGGACUAGAUUCUGUUUAUAGCAAGAAGUACUACAAGCUGCCACAUAAACACAGAUCAUUUCACAAGGAUUGCCAUUGUUUGAAUGGAGGAACCUGCAUUACCUAUUACCUCUUUAGCGGAAUUCAUCGUUGUGUAUGCCCAGAAGGAUACACUGGGAUUCACUGUGAACUAGACACUGACAGCAUGUGCUAUACUAAGAAUGGGGAGGACUACAGAGGAAUGGCAACAGAAGAUGAAUGUCUGCCAUGGGAUCUUCCCUCAGUAGUCAGGAGGGGUCAAUACCAUGCUCAUUUGAGGGAUGCUUUGCAGCUUGGACUGGGCAGACACAGCUACUGCAGAAACCCGAAUGGAAGCAACAGGCCCUGGUGUUACACCAAAAAGGGAUUCACCAUUCAAGAAACACCCUGCAACAUAGAGAAGUGUGGGCACACAUGUGGUCAGAGGAGCAUCAGCAAGUAUUUCAAGAUCGUUGGUGGAAGCCAGGCAGAGGUUGAGUCUCAGCCUUGGAUAGCUGGCAUCUUCCAGAACAUAAGGGGCACUGACCAAUUUCUGUGUGGUGGCACCCUCAUUGACCCCUGCUGGGUGCUUACAGCAGCACACUGUUUUCAUACUCCGUCAAAAAAGCCACAAAACAAAUCCACCUACAAAGUCUUCCUUGGAAAGUCCAUACUGAAUGCUACUGAUGAUAAGGAACAAGUAUUCAUGGUUGAUGACAUCAUCUCUCACCCUGAAUUUACAGAUGACACAGGUGGCAAUGAGAAUGAUAUUGCUUUGAUAAGGAUAAGAACAACUUCUGGGCAGUGUGCAGUAGAAUCCAAAUAUGUCAGAACAGUCUGCUUGCCAGAGAAGAACCUUUCCUUACGAGACAAUACCCGGUGUGAAAUAGCUGGCUAUGGAAAACAAGACUUUUAUGACAUUUACUAUGCUCAAAGACUGAUGUCAGCCACUGUAAACUUAAUAUCACAGACAAAAUGCAAAUAUGAAUACUAUGACAGUGUCAGAGUUACUGACAACAUGGUCUGUGCUGGAGAUCCCACAUGGAUGACUGAUGCAUGCAAGGGGGAUUCUGGUGGCCCCAUGGUCUGUGAGCACAACGGCAGGAUGACGCUUUAUGGGAUUGUCAGCUGGGGAGAUGGCUGUGCAAAGGAAAACAAGCCUGGCGUUUACACCAGAGUUACUCGAUACCUUAACUGGAUUGACUCCAACAUGAAUGCAGUAACUGCCAAGAGUCGUUUUCUCCCUGAACCAAAGUGACCUUUUUUACAUCUGGACUCAAAUGAACAAGAUUAAGCCUAUACAGAUGACAGGACACUAAAGUCCUGAAUGUCAUGAGAGGCUUUCAUUUUUAAAUGCUUGUGUGGUCUGCCGCUCACAUCGGUGUUCCUGAGGCAGAAAGAUGGUUGAUAUAUUAUAUUACUACUAUGAAUUACCUGAAAACCACUCCAUGGGAAGCUAAACUAUUUAACAUUUAAAUGAGUGUUCCCAUGCAUGAUACUAUGCAUAUCAAGUUACCUGUCCACUUCAUUUAUGAACCAGCAUUUGUUCUGGAAGUACUGGUAAAGUUUUAACUUAACUCAAGUAUUCGUUUUAUACAUGGCCUGAGUCUAAAAUCUUUCAUCAUCACACUGAAUAAUGCUAAGACUCAAGUCCUAGAAACCCAACCUGUUAAGAGCUGUACUGAGGGCGUCUUUGCACUGAUCAGGCUUUGCGUCAGAAAGUGGGAGGAACUGCAUUAGUGUUAACUAUUGCUGAUGCAUGAAGAAGGUCCAAAGUCUGCUUAGACUGAAGCAACACUUAGUUGCUAUAGACCCAACAUGUAAUAAAAUCUUAAGGAUGCCACCUGUAGCUGUGUCAGCAUUACAAACUCAAAUGUAUUACACUUAAGAACUGUACUGCAAGAAUUGAAAACCUGACUUGACUUCCAGGUCAAAUCUGAAGGUGUCUUGGUCCCCUUAAAAAUCUGAUGCUGUAACCUCUCCACGUGUACCUAUGUACCCAGGAGAGGAUUUAAGUGCUCAACACUCAUUGAAUGCUGCAGAUGUCCAAAGUCAGAACUUUAUUUCCAUUCAUUUAAUUUAUAUUAUAUGGAAACUACUUCUUAUGCUGGUUUUAUUUUUAAACUUUUUUUAAUAGAUAUGAAUUAUUUGUAUGAGGGCUGGAACCUCAAGCUUUAUUUAAUUAUUUUUACUGUGUUUAACUUAUUGUUUGUAUGAUGGAUAUUAAAAUAUCAUUAAAAAACC
Chroicocephalus ridibundus (black-headed gull) is the source of this 2384-nucleotide messenger RNA. It is a transcript of the gene PLAU, whose product is annotated as plasminogen activator, urokinase. The transcript is spliced from 11 exons. The record is from RefSeq and is a predicted model, not a curated record. Bases 97 to 1398 code for a protein of 433 amino acids. Gene Ontology annotation, biological process: plasminogen activation; regulation of cell adhesion mediated by integrin. Gene Ontology annotation, molecular function: serine-type endopeptidase activity. NCBI's taxonomy places the organism in Eukaryota, Metazoa, Chordata, Aves, Charadriiformes, Laridae.